Messenger RNA from Saccostrea cuccullata (small rock oyster), 476 nucleotides. RefSeq lists its product as uncharacterized. The transcript is spliced from 3 exons. NCBI's taxonomy places the organism in Eukaryota, Metazoa, Mollusca, Bivalvia, Ostreida, Ostreidae. The record is from RefSeq and is a predicted model, not a curated record. Bases 22 to 342 code for a protein of 106 amino acids.
UUCAUUACACACAGCAGGCUGAUGGAAGAGAAUGCCAUCCGGGUCUGGAAUGUCAAAACCAUGGAGUGUGUGUCAUCUCUUAAACUAGAUGGAAACGAGAAUAUUUUGGUGGAUUUCUGUGGUGAUCUCAGGUCGCUUUACACUCUCAGAUUCUCACCGGUGAAUGUAAACUAUUUAUCAUUAAAAGGAUUGGGUUGUGAUGUAGACAUUGCACGAUGCCGAGAAUUAUACAAAGGAACUGGACACAGAAUGAUUGAUCUCACUAUACCUACGCCUCACAGCGCAGACGACGAGGAUCCAGACGAUGACCCGGAUGAAGAAGAUGAAUUCGGUGAAGAUUAGAACAACAUGAGAUAUCACCGUUAAAACCGACUCGAAUUUAUUGCAUCUAUAUUCUGAUGAAAGAUCUAUGGGUCAUGUUCUCAAAUGUAAAAAAAUCUUAUUGUUUCUUUUCAUCUGCCACUAUUGUUCCUAAG